Messenger RNA from Mizuhopecten yessoensis (Yesso scallop), 3666 nucleotides. RefSeq names its product leucine-rich repeat-containing protein 74A-like. NCBI's taxonomy places the organism in Eukaryota, Metazoa, Mollusca, Bivalvia, Pectinida, Pectinidae. Gene Ontology annotation, molecular function: calcium ion binding; protein binding. Bases 143 to 2032 code for a protein of 629 amino acids. The transcript is spliced from 13 exons. The record is from RefSeq and is a predicted model, not a curated record.
CUUGUUUUUGAGAAGAUAUCUCGGCAAAAUGGAACAUAGUGUGGAUUUGUGAAGCUUACAAAUAUAACCUCUGUAUUGAAUAAUAGUGUACAGACCUGAUUGGUUGUAGCAGUGAAUUACCUGGACGUAUAUCUACAUCAUCAUGGGAAAUUUACAGAUACACCCAGAGGACAAGAACAUGGACGCCGACGGCGAUGUCGGAGCGCCUGCCCAGUCCUCUGUGGCAGACAAACAGCAUGGCACAGGGCAGUACAUAGAAACAGGCAAAUUCAAAUCACCCGUUGCAUCAAGGGAAAGCUCAAACAUAGACCAAAAUCAGACUAAUGGGUUUAAAAAGUCACCGGAACCGGAAACGAAAUCACAAGAAUUUCUGACAAACGGGAAAAGGGAAGCAACUAACGUUCAAAUAGGAAAGAGAAGUGCUACGCUGUUCCUUAGUUCUCAUUCUUUGAAAGCAAGUUCAAAACCUAAACGAACGUCACCUGAGGUGGGGACAUUUCAGCCUCCGUCUAGAACACCAUCAAAUAUAACGCAAACAUCUAAUCAAAGAAAGCAAACUGUUCCUAGUGUUGUUGUUCCCGAUGAACUUCUUAAACUUAGAGUUAAAAAGGAGUUUACCUUCACCGGAUAUGACAUCAUGGCAGAUGUGGAACCUGUUCCAGUGAUCCCCGAGGAGGAACAGACCGCUCACGAGAUCCGCCAGAUGUACUCAGAGUCCUGUAAACAAGUGGGCGUCACCCCCGUGCGCUCCCUAACUCAACAACUGUGUACCCCGGUCGUCCAACUCCGGUGUCGCUCCCUCGGUCCCAAAGGAGCUGAUGCUCUAGCGAUAGCCCUAGUCAAUAAUCCUACAGUGACCAGCCUAGAUCUGGAGGACAACGGGAUAGCUUCUGAAGGUGCGAAAAGCCUGGCUGAAAUGCUCGAAGUCAACCAUAAUAUUACAGAUGUUAGUUUAGCUGAGAACUUAGUAUCAAAGGAUGGCCUAAGUGCAAUAACAGAUAUGAUGAAGAACAACUUCUACAUACAAUCGUUAGACCUUACAGGCAGUGGGUUUGUAGAUAGCGAUGCGUAUACCGUUGCUGACUUACUAGAAAAUAACAAGAUCCUCCGGGAGCUGAUACUUAGUCAUAACCAGUUCGGGGAUAAAGGCGGAUACGUCAUUGCUCAGGCCUUAGCACAAAAUGAUACGUUGCGGAUCAUAGAUCUGAGUUGGAACCAUAUAAGGGGAGAAGGUGCCAAAUCCAUAGCUGCUUGUUUGCAGAAAAAUUUAGGUCUAAGGAAACUGGACGUUUCCUGGAACGGAUUCACCACGGGGGAUUGUGCCAUAUUUAGUGUGACGCUGAAGGAGAAUACAACCUUGAAGGAGCUGGACUUAUCUAACAACCAGUUAGGGGAGACAGCUAUAGCAUACCUCAUGAAAGGAAUUCAGAAGAGUGACGGUCUGGAAAUUCUAAGAAUUGGAGGAAAUCUUAUCAUUCCCAGAAUGGCACUGGUGAUUUUGAAAGCAAUAGAGCAAUCCGAGGCGUGCAGACUUCAUACGCUGGACAUGGGGGAUACGGAAGUAGACGAGGAAUUUUACUCUAUGGCUGACGAAAUGCAAGCGAAGGGAUCAUUCGAGGUUGCGCACGGCCCAGUCAUCAAGCGAAGGGAUGCCAAGACAAAUUCCGCUGAAGCCAUUGAUGGAAACAUGGACGCUGUGUGUGAACUGUUUAAGUACAUGAGCGAUAAUAACUAUCGUGUGAUAGACCUGAUGAAAUGGCUUGAUAAGGAUAACAGCAUGAGUGUCAGUCGGGACGAAUUUAAGAAGGGCAUGAUUACGGCAGAGGUCCCUUUGACGGAACACCAGCUAGACCUCCUACUGGACCAGCUGGAUGAGGAUGGAGACGGGGAGGUAGACUUUAAAGAAAUGUUGUUAGGAGAACGCAUGUUCAGAAGGAAGAUGCGCCAAAAGAAGGAAAGAUUACGAUCAACAAAAGAAAAAUCUGCAAACUUACGGAAAAUUGUGCUGGCAGCAAUCAAGGAGAAGCCAUAAACUUGUUCUCACUGAAAUUAAGCCAACGACUAUCUGUGAUCAUAUUUUGCAAAACCUUGAUUGGUUUGCAUUGAAAUAUCAUUAAUGGGAUUUAGGUUAUAAAUUCGUAGGUUUUGUUAUUGUGGAACGGGAGUGAGCAGAAUAACAAAGUCUCAUUUUAUUGUUAUUGUUGUCAUCUGAUAAUGAGUUAUGAAAGUAAGACGAAUUUAACGUUAGUGAAUAAUGUGCAUAAGUUAACUUUCGUGAGACUAGAAACGUGACAAGCGAUUGUUUUCUCGAAAUCGACAUACAAAACUGUAUCCUUAAAUUGAACUGAUUUGCAGUUUAGGAAGUGUUCAAGAAAGACAUUGUUUUUAACUACGCAUUGUGCCAAAUCAUCUUUUGUAAUGAAUACUAUUUAUUAUGUGGAGUUUGAAUCUUUGACGACUGUUUAUAAGAACAAGACAUGUUUUUGUUCUGGAUAAGGGUUAAAUGAUGUGCGAAGUUUCUUCGCUAUUGUACAUAAUUCGUGACUGCAUCAAUCAUUCUUAUUACGCUGUAUUUGUACAUUUAAACUGUAGCUACCUCAAACGUAUAUUCGACAGAACACGAUAAAUAAGGCAAAUAAUCAGGAAAAAAUAAUUUUUCAAAUGAUUAUAUGCAGUAAUUAAGAGCAAGGAAAAAUAACUUACCACACCUUAAUCAUGCAAAAACAGUAUCCGAUAUAGAAGUUGAUACGUAAUGAUAACCGAAACUGAGGGAGAUCAUCUCAAAAGGAAACGGAUGAUAAAGGAUACGAGGUUUCAACACUAUAUACAUAAAUUUGUGUGGAUUUUUUCAACCGAUAAUUAACCGAAAUUCAAAUAACUCAGUUUGAGUGAACGAUUUUUGUAUUGCAGUAUACCACUGUUAAGCUAUUUUGGCUUUAAAUAUCCGAGUCCUUACACUUGUUGUGCUAAGAUUGGAAAACGUAAUGACAUGAAGUGAGUGACAGUUAACUGCCUAUCCAAGGUAUUCUAUCAGAGCGACUCCAAUAUACUCUAAUGAAAACAAAUAAAACUAAAGUUGUCACCAUAGCCAUAUUUCUUAUUAUAUUUAUCGAUUGUUCCAUUUUGUUUUGGUGACCUAAAUACUGGAAUUGACGGUAGACAUCAUUACGGUACCACAUAUAUAGCGGAAAACACCUUAGCUUCAGAGAAUAUGAGUUUCUUUAUUUUCUAUUGAUAUAUCCUUAAAUUCGAAUCUUGUGUAAUUUCUACUGAUUUUGAUCAUUGAUUCAGUUUUUCAAAUUUGACAUUGUCAAUGUUUUCCAGGAAGUAAUGGUUCGGCAUGUAUCGAAUAUUCAAAUGCGAUGCCCAUAUCAGUACUUCAUGAAGGUGCCUAUUGUCAACAAAAGACAAUUCCAAGCUCAUGUUUUUAAAGCAAGUUAUUUUGUACAAUUUCCUACAUUUGUUUAUUUAAAUGCCUUUUGUCCACCGAUGAUGUUCUAUAAGGUAACAAUGAUGAACGAUUUUUCUAAUUCUCAUUUGAAUCGCUUCGAAAUUAGAAUGUAAGGGAGUAUAUUCAUAAAUAUCGUGAGUAUUUUGAAUUCAUUAUAUAUUUAUUUAUUGAAUGCAUGUUAAAAAUGGAUAUUUCUCAAUAUUUGAUAUACUGUA